Messenger RNA from Cryptotermes secundus, 2385 nucleotides. RefSeq names its product cell division cycle 5-like protein. The record is from RefSeq and is a predicted model, not a curated record. Gene Ontology annotation, cellular component: spliceosomal complex; Prp19 complex. The transcript has a single exon. Gene Ontology annotation, biological process: regulation of transcription by RNA polymerase II; mRNA splicing, via spliceosome. Gene Ontology annotation, molecular function: DNA-binding transcription factor activity, RNA polymerase II-specific; RNA polymerase II transcription regulatory region sequence-specific DNA binding. NCBI's taxonomy places the organism in Eukaryota, Metazoa, Arthropoda, Insecta, Blattodea, Kalotermitidae. Bases 1 to 2385 code for a protein of 794 amino acids.
AUGCCCCGUAUAAUGAUAAAAGGUGGGGUGUGGAGGAAUACAGAGGAUGAGGUUUUGAAGGCAGCAGUGAUGAAAUAUGGGAAAAACCAAUGGUCUCGUAUUGCAUCACUACUACAUAGGAAGUCAGCAAAGCAAUGCAAAGCUCGUUGGUAUGAAUGGCUGGAUCCAAGUAUAAAGAAAACAGAGUGGAGCCGUGAAGAAGACGAGAAACUAUUGCAUCUAGCAAAAUUGAUGCCAACCCAAUGGAGAUCCUUUGCACCUAUCGUUGGACGAACAGCAGCACAGUGUUUGGAACGUUACGAGUACCUGCUAGAUCAGGCACAGAAGAAGGGGGAUGGAGAGGACGCUGCAGAUGACCCACGCAAGUUGAAGCCUGGGGAAAUUGACCCUAAUCCAGAGACAAAACCUGCACGUCCAGAUCCCAAGGACAUGGAUGAAGAUGAGUUGGAGAUGUUGUCUGAAGCACGUGCACGACUUGCCAAUACGCAGGGAAAGAAAGCAAAGCGUAAAGCUAGGGAGAAGCAAUUAGAAGCAGCACGUAGGUUGGCAGCUUUACAGAAACGGAGAGAAUUGCAAGCAGCUGGAAUUGAGUUGGAACCUAGGAAGAAAAAGAAGCGUGGGCUAGACUAUAAUGCAGAAAUCCCAUUUGAAAAGCUCCCUCAACCAGGAUUUCACGAUACUAGCAAUGAGACAUUUGAGCCGGCAGCUCCUGAUUUUAGCCGACUUAGGCAGCAGCAUCUUGAUGGAGAGCUGAGAACAGUGAAGGAAGAGCGCGAGCGUCGUAAGGACAAGCAGAAAUUGAAGCAGCGGGAGGAGAAUGAUAUUCCUACGGCUAUGCUGCAGAAUCAAGAGCCAGCUAAUAAGCGCAGCAAGUUGGUUUUACCGGAACCUCAGAUAUCGGACCAGGAGCUGCAACAGGUGGUGAAACUGGGACGUGCGAGUGAGGCAGCCCGAGAAGUCGCUACUGAAGGCGGACACCAGCCUUCAGAUACACUGCUGGCUGAUUAUUCUCUGAUCCCUGCAGGGGGCCCUCGAACACCCCGUACUCCGGCACUCACAGCAGAUAGGAUCUUGCAGGAAUCUCAGAACAUGAUAGCUCUCACUCAUGUAGACACACCUCUUAAAGGAGGAUUGAAUACACCCUUGCAUAGCUCAGACUUCUCAUGCAUGACUCCACAACGGGAAAUUGUCACCACACCAAACACAGUGCUCGCAACUUCAUUCAGAAGCCAACGUAGUGAUGCACUUCAUCCUCCAGCUGGUGGGGGUUUCCAUACACCAAACAUAGAUGGCAGUAGGGGUGCUGUCGCACCUACACCCAUUCGUGACAAACUAAGCAUUAAUCCAGAAGAGGGGUUGGAUGUGAGGGAUACACCCCAAGCCAUGCAUAGUUAUCAGCGCCAGUUAAAAGAGCAGCUUCGGUCUGGGUUGAACUCUUUGCCUGUCCCAAGGAAUGACUAUGAGAUAGUUGUCCCAGAUUCUGAGGAAGAAAUUGAAGCUCCAGUAGACACUACGAACAUUGUAGAGGACCAAGCAGAUGUGGACACCAGAAACCUUGCUGAGUUGAAGGCCAAACGCGAACUGGAGAUGCAAAGUCGUUCCCAGCCAGUUCAGCGGGACUUGCCUCGACCAGUGGGAGUCAAUAUGGCAGUACUGCGUCCACCUCACACAGAACCCGCACUCACGGAACUACAGAAGGCUGAGGAAAUGAUAAAAACAGAAAUGAUCACAAUGCUACAUUAUGAUGCAGUCUAUUCACCACCCGUCAUACCAGCUGAAACCAAGAAGCGUGGUCAAGUGACAAGCCAAGCAGAGCAUUUAGCGUACCUUGAGCAGCAUCCCUUUGAGAACUACAGCCAGCAUCAACUAGCCCAGGCACACGCAAUAUUACAGCAAGAGAUGGAAGUAGUAAAACAAGGCAUGGGGCAUGGAGACCUGUCCUUGGAGUCGUACACUCAAGUGUGGGAGGAAUGUCUUGCACAGGUACUCUUCCUGCCAAGUCAAAAUCGGUACACACGUGCCGACCUAGCUAGUAUGAAAGAUCGUAUUGAGUCACAAAAAAAACGCUUGGAGCAGAACCGAGGCUGCAUGACACGUGAGGCAAAGAGGGCUGCCAAGAUGGAAAAUAAGCUGACAAUUCUUACAGGAGGCUACCAGUCACGGGCACACGCACUUAUAAAACAACUGGAUGAUUUGUAUGGGCAGAUAGAGCAGGCACAACUUGAACUGUCGACAUUCAAUUUCCUUCAGCGCCAGGAAAUGGCUGCCAUUCCACGAAGACUUGAGUCCCUGACAGAGGACGUUAGCAGGCAAACUGAACGAGAGAAGACAUUGCAGGCCAAGUUUGCUGAGCUUCAGCAAACAGUGGAACAGUUACAGCGCUGA